AUGGCAAUACCCAGGACGAUAAAGGACAUCCAGAGUCUUACCGGGCGUGUCGCAGCCCUGACCAGAUUCAUCUCCAAGGCCACUGAUCGCUGCGCUCCCUUCUUCAAGGCACUUAAGGGUAACAAGCAGAGUAUUACCUGGACCGCUGAGUGCGACAAGGCUUUCAACGAGCUGAAGGAGUAUAUGAGCCGGGCCCCCUUAUUGUCAACACCUGAGCCUGGAGACACCCUCAUGAUCUAUCUCUCUGUCUCGGCUACAACGGUCAGUUCUGUGCUCAUCCAGACAAAGAACAGUGCUGAGUACCCAGUGCAUUACGUCAGCAAAGCGUUACAGGACGCUGAGGUUUUGUACCCGGACAUCGAGAAACUGGCAUUCGCCCUGGUGGUUUCGGCUCGGCGCCUCAGGCCAUACUUUCAGGCUCAUACCAUUCAUAUAUUAACCAAUCAACCACUCCAGCAAGUGUUGCAGAAGCCGGAGACUUCUGGGAGGCUAGUCAAGUGGGCCAUUGAACUUGGCGAAUUUGAUAUCCACUACAAACCCCGCCCAGCCACAAAGAGCCAAGUCGUGGCUGACUUUAUAUCUGAAUUCACCGAACCCCAUGCCGUGGCCAGUCCACAUAUUACAAUGGAGCCCACUCCUACCCUGAGCCAAGUCCACGUCCACAGCAAUGGCACCCUAGACUUGACUCAGACCUUAUGGACCUUGUAUGUGGAUGGCUCUUCCAACGCACAGGAAUGUGAAGCUGGCCUUGUGCUCAUCUCUCCGAACGAGGUUGUCCUUGAGUACGCCCUCUGCUUCAACUUCCACGCCUCCAACAAUGAGGCCGAAUACGAGGCACUCUUAGCUGGCCUUCGGUUAGCCAAGGAGAUGAGCGCCAGGCAAAUUCAAAUUUUCAGCGACUCACAGCUCGUUGUCCACCAAGUCAACCAGGACUUCACAGCCAAGGACGUGUCCAUGACAGCCUACCUCCAACAUACCCGUCAUUUGCUUACAACCUUCAAUGCUUAUCUCAUAAGCCAGGUGCUGCGCUCGGAGAAUAGCCAUGCCGAUGCCCUAGCGAGACUAGCCUCAGCCAUAGAGCAGGGUCUUGGCCGCAAUAUCCACAUGGAAAUCUUGGAUCAGCCAAGCACACGGACACCACUCAUCUGUGCCAUCGAUCACAGCCCAACAUGGAUGGACCCCAUCCUCCAAUUUUUGCAGAACCAGACGCUACCCGCUGACCCUACUGAAGCGCGGCGUGUUCGCUAUCGCUCCGCCCGAUACCUGAUCAUUAAUGGCGCCUUGUACAAACGCGGAUUCAGCUUACCCUACCUUUGGUGUUUGACCCCAGAGGAAGGUCACUAUGUUCUUCGGGAAAUCCACGAAGGCAUCUGUGGUAAUCAUUCAGGCGCCCGCUCACUAGCGCAUAAGGCCAUUAGGCAAGGGUACUUUUGGCCCUCACUUCACAUUAAUGCCCAAGCAUUCACCCAGAAGUGCGACAAGUGUCAACGAUUUGCCAAUAUCCCUAAACUCCCAGCUGAACCUUUAACAGCCAUGGUCAGUCGUUGGCCAUUCGCCCAGUGGGGACUCGACCUCAUUGGACCUAUGCCCGAGGGCAAGGGCCAGGUCAAGUACGCAGUCAUGGCCGUCAACUACUUCACUAAGUGGGUUGAAGCUGGGGCCCUAGCCACCAUCACUGCAGCUCGCAUUGAGGCGUACGUUUGGCAAACCCAUCCCCACUCUAAUGGCCAGGUCGAAGCCGUGAACAAAAUUAUCAAGAAGACCCUGAAGACCAAGCUUGACAAAGCCAAGGGUUGCUGGCCAGAGCUACUCCCAGAAGUUCUUUGGGCCUACCGCACCACCUUCCGUACCUCAACGGGAGAAACACCGUUCUCUCUUUCCUUUGGUACCGAAGCCGUGGCACUAGUGGAGAUUGGCCAGCCCACAUACCGAACCUCCAUUUAUGAGGCCGAGGCCAAUAACGAGCAGUUGGCCCUCAACCUCGACUUCAUUGACGAGCUUCGUGACCAGUCCAACAUGCGCAACGUCGCGUACAAACAGCGUAUUGCCAAGUACUACAACUUCAGAGUUAAACCCCGAGCUUUCACAACUGGGGACUGGGUCAUGCGCACGGUUUCCUUGGCCACUAAGAAUCCUAAUGAAGGUACCUUGGGCCCUACGUGGGAAGGUCCAUAUGAGAUCACCAAGGUUUGCCGUCCCAGGACUUAUCAGCUUCGGGAUCCCAAGGGCAAAACCUUGCCUCAUCCUUGGAACGCUGACCAUCUCAAAUACUACUACAAAUAA
Messenger RNA from Prunus mume (Japanese apricot), 2283 nucleotides. The record is from RefSeq and is a predicted model, not a curated record. NCBI's taxonomy places the organism in Eukaryota, Viridiplantae, Streptophyta, Magnoliopsida, Rosales, Rosaceae.